AUGUCUUGGCUAGCAGCUGCAGCAAAAGGACAACUCAUUGAUACUGAGGAGCAGCAGCUGCGUCAGCGUAAGGGAGCACCUCGAGCAGCAGAUGCAGCAGCAGCAGCAGCAAAUGCAGCAAAUGCAGCAAAUGCAGCAGAGCUGCACACUGCAGCAAUUAUAGCAGAAGCAGCAUCAACUGCAGCAGACGAUGUUGCUUCGAGCCCAACUGCUGCUGCUGCUGCUGCUGCAGCAGCAACGCAAGAAGACGAAGACGCAGCAGCAGCAGCUUCUGUAGCAACGGAAGCAGAAUCAACAACUGCAGCAACAGCAGCACUAGGAGCAGAUGCAGAUGAAGUAGCAGCAGCAGCAGCAGCAGCAGCAGCAACAGCAGCAGAACAGGAAGAUGCAGCAGCAGCAGCAGCAACACCGAGACGCGAGUGUCUCCAUUCCCCUAGCAGCAGCUCACGUUCUCCAUCAGUGUUAUCUCCUGCUGCUGCUGUUGCUGCAGCAGGUUCCUUCUCCCCAGCAGCAGCAGCUGCAGCAGCAGCUGCUGCAGCAAAGAACGGUACCCUAUCCCCUGCAGCAGCAGCAGAAGAAGCAGCAGCAACAGCAGAAGCAGCAGCAGCAGCACGAACUGUAUGGCUAGCUCACAGCAGCAGCUCGCUGCGCCUCGAGCAGCUGCAGCAGCUAAAGGACGAGGUAGCAACUAAUAGGAAGAAGAGGCAGCAGCGUAGGCAGCAGCAGCGGCAGCAGCAACUGCAGCAGCAGCAGCAGCAACAGCACCGGGAGCAACAGCAGCAGCAAGAGGGAGAACACCAACAACAACAGCAGCAGCAGCAGCAACUGCAACAGCAGGAACAGAAGGUGCAGCAGAGAAAGCAGCACCGCCUCCAACAGCAGCAGCAGCAGCAACAGCAGCAGCAGCAGAGCAGCGCGAGUCCUCAAGGGAAACAAACAGAGAAACUAGCAAAGCUAGUCGACUAUAGGGGGAGACACCCGAAGGGCAAUGCUGAAGCUCGUGCCGCAGCGCGUUAUCCUCACAGCAUAACUCUCCGCCAUGUCUAUCGAUUUAUUGUUUUGCCUACGAUGUGCUUCCAAAUUCAUAUUGUAGAUGAAGUAAUGACAAUGACAAAGUGCAGCUUAGACUGGUGGAAUGCGUCGUCUUUUGGUGAAUAUUGGCGUAAAUGGAAUUUGCCAAUUCAUUUCUUCCUUCAUAGACAUGUUAAUAAACCCCUACUUAGAAACGGGGUACCUAAAGUAUUUGCAGGUACAGUAGUGUUUUUUAUAUCUGCCCUUAUGCAUGAAUAUCUUGUUGUUGUUCCUCUACAACUUGGAUGGACAGGAUUCAUCUUCUUUGCAUUCAUCGUAGUUGUGAGGAUGUUUGUUUACAGGCCAGAUUCCCUUAAUUUCCAAGAUAAUCCAACUGUUGGGAAUUGCUUCUUUUGGCUCGUCUUCUGCUUCACGGGACAACCUCUGGGCAUAUUGUUAUAUUGGUAUUUAUGGGGAGUAAAACAAGGAGCAGUAACAGAAUUGGAUCCAAGCAAAAUUGCAUUAUCUUGA
Eimeria maxima is the source of this 1542-nucleotide messenger RNA. Its product is annotated as diacylglycerol acyltransferase, putative. The record is from RefSeq and is a predicted model, not a curated record. Gene Ontology annotation, cellular component: endoplasmic reticulum membrane. Gene Ontology annotation, biological process: triglyceride biosynthetic process. The transcript is spliced from 9 exons. Lineage: Eukaryota; Apicomplexa; Conoidasida; Eucoccidiorida; Eimeriidae. Gene Ontology annotation, molecular function: diacylglycerol O-acyltransferase activity. Bases 1 to 1542 code for a protein of 513 amino acids.